AUCGCUGAAUUAGCUUCUAUUGGAAUGUAUUCAUGUGUAACAUCCCACUGAGUGGAUGACAUCACAACAGCUCUAGGUCCUUGAAAGUCUUGAGGAUGAUUAGCUGAAGGAAUUGGCUGUUUCUGCCAAUCAUAAUCCGGCAGAACUGCCUUUAUAGUUCUGGAGAUGUGAGAGAAAGAGAGGGAGGGAAAGACCGACUACAGCUAACCAACAAGCACAGCCGCAGGAGCAGCAGCCGAGCAGGAGCAGCUGGUAUUCCGGUGAUUACAUAGUUCUCAUACCUCAUAGCCUUUUUGCUGUCCUCGGUCCGCUCCCUGGAGUAACGCUCGUGUCCAAGAAGGAAGCUGCAUUUUAACGGUGUGCUGAACAGAGGUUUGAAUCAUUCCAGCUGGCUGCUUGUUUUGAAAAGGACAAUGUGUGUGUAAAUAAAAAGAGACUCUGCUGGAAGAGUUCAGAUGCUAGGACUGGAGCUAAAGAGUGCUCUCGGAAGAUUGUUGAGGCACACUGUAUGAACUGAAAGCUCCUUCUAAUUAACCUGGAGCCAAGUAAAUCUGAAUACUGGAUAUCUCAUUUUCUAACUCCGGACAAAUUCAAGUUAGGAAAAGGGAAAAAAAUUGAAAUGCUUCUCUAGAUGAUGUUUAGAGGAUUCUGCAGCAACCUUUGGUAUUGGACAUAUUCAAAAUCUCUUCCACCUCUGCUCUUCUGGUACAUUGCCUUCCAGCUUUAACUUGCUUGUGACCCCUUCAAACAUUUUACAUGGUUUGCAAUGGUUACAUGAACUUUUGGGAAGUGGUAUUUGCACCAUCUCAUACUUUAUUCACCAUGGCACUUUAGGAAAAGAAAUUGGGAAAAGCUUCCAAAGCAGUAUUUUAAAAAAAUGAAUCUUAUUGUGAAGCUUCGAAGAAGUUUUCGAACAUUGAUUGUUCUCUUGGCUACCUUUUGCUUGGUGAGCAUUGUCAUUUCUGCCUAUUUCCUCUACUCUGGCUAUAAACAGGAAAUGACGCUUAUUGAAACCACUGCAGAAGCAGAAUGUGCUGACAUCAAAAUUCUACCGUAUCGGUCAAUGGAGCUGAAAACAGUUAAACCUAUUGAUACAUCCAAAACGGACCCUACUGUCCUGCUAUUUGUGGAGAGCCAAUACUCUCAACUCGGUCAAGACAUCAUAGCUAUCUUGGAGUCCAGCCGAUAUCAGUACCACAUGGUCAUUGCCCCCGGCAAAGGAGACAUACCUCCUCUUACAGAUAAUGGCAAAGGGAAAUAUAUUUUAGUUAUUUAUGAAAAUAUUCUGAAGUAUGUCAGCAUGGACUCAUGGAAUCGAGAGCUUUUAGAAAAAUACUGUGUGGAAUACAGUGUUAGUAUAAUCGGUUUUCAUAAAGCCAAUGAAAACAGCUUACCAAGUACACAAUUAAAAGGCUUUCCAUUAAACCUUUUCAAUAAUCUAGCUCUAAAGGACUGCUUUGUGAACCCUCAGUCUCCUUUGCUGCAUGUUACCAAAGCCCCCAGGGUUGAGCAAGGCCCUCUUCCUGGGGAAGACUGGACUAUUUUCCAGUAUAAUCACUCAACCUACCAGCCUGUGCUUUUAACUGAAUUACAGACAGAAAAGUCCCUUUCGUCCUUGUCCAGCAAGCCUCUCCAUGCGACAGUGAUUCAGGAUCUGGGGCUUCAUGAUGGAAUUCAGCGAGUUCUUUUUGGCAACAACUUAAACUUUUGGCUACACAAGCUCAUCUUCAUAGAUGCCAUCUCCUUCUUGUCAGGGAAGAGGCUGACGUUGUCCUUGGACAGGUAUAUUCUUGUGGACAUUGAUGAUAUCUUUGUUGGGAAGGAAGGAACAAGGAUGAAUGUCAAAGAUGUGAAGGCAUUACUAGAGACUCAAAAUUUACUGCGCACUCAGGUUGCAAAUUUUACCUUCAACCUUGGAUUUUCAGGGAAGUUUUACCACACAGGAACUGAAGAGGAAGAUGAAGGAGAUGACCUUUUGCUCCGGUCUGUGGAUGAGUUCUGGUGGUUCCCUCACAUGUGGAGCCACAUGCAGCCCCACCUCUUCCAUAAUGAGUCAUCUUUGGUGGAGCAGAUGAUUCUCAACAAAGAAUUUGCACUGGAACAUGGGAUACCCAUCAACAUGGGCUACGCAGUGGCGCCACAUCACUCAGGGGUCUACCCGGUUCAUAUUCAGCUGUAUGCAGCUUGGAAGAAGGUCUGGGGUAUUCAGGUCACCAGCACUGAAGAGUAUCCGCAUUUGAAACCUGCACGGUACCGAAAGGGCUUCAUUCACAAUGGCAUCAUGGUCCUCCCUCGACAGACCUGCGGAUUGUUCACCCACACUAUUUUCUACAAAGAGUAUCCAGGAGGACCCCAAGAAUUGGAUAAAAGUAUCAGAGGAGGUGAACUUUUCCUCACAAUCCUUCUAAACCCAAUCAGCAUUUUCAUGACCCAUUUGUCGAACUACGGGAAUGACCGCCUAGGGUUAUAUACCUUUGUCAACUUGGCCAACUUCGUGCAGAGCUGGACCAACCUGAAACUGCAAACUCUGCCACCAGUGCAACUAGCCCACAAGUACUUUGAGCUCUUCCCUGAGCAAAAAGAUCCUCUCUGGCAGAAUCCAUGUGAUGAUAAACGGCACAAAGACAUCUGGUCCAGAGAGAAAACUUGUGACCACUUACCAAAAUUCCUUGUAAUUGGGCCACAAAAAACAGGAACAACUGCACUUUAUUUAUUUCUUCUUAUGCACCCUUCCAUCAUCAGCAAUCUCCCCAGCCCCAAGACGUUUGAAGAAGUUCAGUUCUUUAAUGGCAACAACUAUCACAAGGGAAUUGACUGGUAUAUGGACUUUUUCCCUACUCCAUCCAACGUUACAAAUGACUUUCUAUUUGAAAAGAGUGCUAAUUACUUCCAUUCGGAAGAAGCUCCCAAGCGAGCUGCAUCUCUGGUCCCCAAAGCUAAGAUCAUCACCAUCCUCAUCGACCCCUCAGACAGGGCAUACUCUUGGUACCAGCACCAACGAUCACAUGAAGAUCCAGCUGCCCUGAGGUUUAAUUUCUAUGAAGUUAUUACAACAGGACAUUGGGCCCCAUCGGACCUAAAAACUUUGCAGAGGAGAUGCCUAGUACCUGGGUGGUAUGCGGUCCACAUAGAAAGAUGGCUAACUUACUUUGCUACUUCUCAGUUGCUAAUUAUUGAUGGACAGCAGCUGAGAUCUGACCCAGCUACUGUGAUGGAUGAAGUCCAGAAGUUUCUGGGAGUUACACCUCAUUAUAAUUACUCUGAAGCACUAACGUUUGAUCCCCAGAAGGGCUUUUGGUGUCAGCUACUGGAAGGAGGAAAGACCAAAUGCCUUGGAAAAAGCAAAGGCCGAAAAUAUCCACCCAUGGAUCCAGAGUCUAGAACUUUCCUCUCUAAUUACUACCGAGAUCAUAACGUGGAACUGUCCAAACUGCUGCAUAGACUGGGGCAGCCCCUGCCGUCCUGGCUGAGACAGGAGCUGCAGAAAGUGAGGUAGCAGUGGAGACAAGAACCAAGGCUCACGAGAUGCUUACUUGACUAUUCAAUAGCAAAACAGACCCCACAGCUUUCAUCCCCCCAACACCCUUGUGAUUGUCAACAGAGGACUGUGUGAAUAAAUUUCCUUCCAUCUUUUUCAUCAAAUGAAAACUGUUAUAUAUGCACGCAUUGGCAAUUGCUAGCAUCGAUCCCUGGGGGAAGGUUUCGGGAAAUAAUGUAGGGUUUUGUGGCAUUAUCCAGUUUCUAUUGUGGGGUUCAUAACACAGCCAGUUCCUCUGCUAACCAUAAGGUUUCAGAAACUCUGUGUAUGACUGAGAACCCUGAUUAUAAGCAAGUGACAAAUGAGAAUCUUGAGGAAAAGAUAAAGACUGAGUUAUCCGUAAAUGAGACUGGUAGUAACCCAAUAUCUGAAUCAAGGGCUUACAUCUUCCUUUUGCUAAUUCAAAAACAAUUUUGCUUUUGUCAUGAAAAGAAAUUACAGAAUCCCAUACUCUUAUUUUGAGCAAUAACUAUUUAUUAUAUUUAGCUCACAUGUAUUUUCCUCUGCUACUCCUCUUUGUGAAUUUCCUUGACUUGCUAAAGAAGUUGUGAAGUUGCAGCCUACCAUGUUUUCUGUCUGUUUUCCCUUUGUGGAAAGGGACUAUCUGAAAGUUUCCACAUUCAUUGAUAUUACUGUUUUAUCUGGCAGGGCAGCCAUGCUCAGUGAAUUUUGCAUUAUGGUUCCAACCAUAUCUAUUGGAGGGUUUUGGGUAGAAGGAAUGAAAGUGCAUCCUCUGCAUAAUGUUAACUAGUAUGUGUAAGGCCAUCUUUACAUGGAUCCAAAAUCUUACCCUCCUAUUAAUCUAGGUAUUUCCACCAUGACAAUGAUGUAAUAUUUAUAUAUUUUUUCACAAUCCACAGAAGAAAAAACCUUAUUCAUAAGAUAUGAAAUGAAAACACUGAUAUGUGUUUACAGGUAGCGUGAGGCCCUUUUGCCUUCUAUGUAGUAUAUGUCAGUUGUUUUAAAGCAUGGACUUUUAUAUAUGCCAGUACAUGUGCUAUUGCAGAAGAUUAUGUUUUUAAUGCCUAUUUAGGAAAAUAAAUAUAAUCUAAAACUUACCUCUUGAAACAUCACUAAUUCUCAACCAUGACACCCAAAAAUUAAUUUCUAGAGAAGAAGUGAUGUUCUUUCUGUCUUAGAGUUUAGAUUCCUCUCCUAUUUGGAGAUUAUUGUCAUGCUGGUUGGGUUUUUAUCCCAUUUGUCAAUGAAGAUACAUUAAAGCUUUGUUAAUCUUUUCAUUGGUAUACAAAGGAAAAAUUUCAACAGAACAUUAACUAAAAGUGACUCUGGUAACAUUACCUGUCAACCCAUCCUUCCUCCAGAGUAAUUUUUCUGUAGGCUAUAAAUGGUAUUACUUUUUCUUAUGAUUGAGAAAUUAUGCUUGACAUAUUUCAAUGUCUUCAAAGAAAACUGAAAGGUCUUGUUUUUGUUUGUUUUGUUGUUGUCAUUGUUGUUUUAAGCAAGCAAAUCAAAUCAAAUCUAAAAGAUAAUCAAGAAUUUUUACAUAUUUUAUUUCAGAAUUCAGCUUCGGACAUAUACUUUAUUAAGAUUUUUGUUUGUUUUCCCACUGCAUCUAAAGGCUCUUGAUCUUUUUCAGAAAAUGUAAGAUUCUUCUUGGGCGUGAGUUAAUACAAAUCACAAACUACUGCUUUUGUUGGUCCUUUGUUAUCUGUGGGACUCAAAUUCUCAACCUUAUUGCUGCUUAGGUGAGCAUGUGCUCCAUAGCAUUCCAUUAAGCACAUUAAAACCACAAUAAUUGUGUAUUUAGAGUUCUAACAUUUGAUUGAUUUGUUCACUAGUUUCCUCCAGUUUAUAUUCUAUUUUUUUCUUUCUAGAACUAGAGACUAACUUUUAUUUUCCAAGUGGGAUAACAGAAGUAUUGAUAGAAGAGAGGGAGAUAUUUUUGAAAUUAAGUAAAGUUCGUGUAACUCAAAGUCCAACUGAUCACCAGAUUUUUUUAAAUGUAACUCAUUUUCUGCAUGUUCUCUUUUUUUCUAAAUAGUGUAUACAAUAUCAUUCACCUACCUACAGAUAACUGAGAGCAGAAUUCCCCCAAAUUCAAUGAGACUCUUCUCCCUGGGUUCAUUUCAAUCAGUGUGUAUAUUUUUCUUAUUAUGACUGAUAAUGAAAACAUCAAGAUAAAUUUUAAUCAUAUAAUUCAUCUUCAUUGUACAGUAAACUACCCAGAGGGACUCUGGGCUGCGACAAGAUUAGAAUAAAUCAGGGAAAAUUACAGUUUUAAGAAUAUCUUGGCUUUUCCUGAUUUUUACCUACUGGCCACUUCAGAAUUAUUGACUUGAGAUUUAAUAUAUGUAAUUCUUUAAUGUUUUAAAUGAAUUCUAUCUCAUGAUCUUGAAUGACAUAUUCUUUAAAAUUUUAAAGAACUUCCUAAAAUCUUUAAGCAAGCCAGUAUCUUCUCCUCUUUCCUUCUUUUCUUUAUUCCAAUUGCCUAACUCGAGAGCAUAAUCAUUGAUUAUUUCACAUUAAGGAAGGCAGGAACAUUAUUUGAUUAUAACCCAAAUCAAAAUAUAGUAUAUGCUUGUCAAAUACCAGUCUCUAAAAAUUAUAUUACAAAUCUUGUCCAAAAAGAAAUUUUGUUUGUAUUUAAUGAUCACCUAAAAAGAAUUAAGUAAGCAACAAGGAAGAAUUCUUGAGAAAAAUUUAUAUUCCCUCUAUCACUGUAUUUUUUAUUAAAAAAAUAGCUCUUAGUCUAAUAAGAGAUUUUAUUUGCCUUGAUUUCAACAAAUUCAUUUACUUUUAACUUAUGUCGUUUUUGUUCCUCUAUAUCUCUAUUUUAAUAUGAUAUAAAGUGAUUUGUUUACCAGAGUAUUGAUUUAUUUGUAAUUACACAAACAGUUUAUAGUGGAACAAUAUCUUAAAAGCCUGGUUUUUGUGGCCAGAGGGCAUACUAACCAUUUGCUUGAUGGAAGUACCUCAAAAACAAUGCUGGCCAACAAUUUCAAAAACAAAGAAAUCUAGUACUCUUGUGUAUAGGAUUUGAUGUCAACUACAGGAACACAGCUUAGCUAAGGGGACACACACACAUAUGUAUAUAUAUAUAUAUACUCACUAUAUGUAUAUAUGUGUGAAUGAAUAUUUUCUUGUGUGAGCCAUGAGGUGGGUGGGAAAAGCAGAUGGAGAACUCUGCGUUUACUGAAAAUGUAAAAUAACUGAUGGAGUACGUGCAUAGCCUGGUUCUCAUUCUUCAGAAUAAAUACGACUGCCGGUAUGGCCACUAGAGCAAUGUUGCGUCUCCUCUGAAAUCCAAGGUUUUAAUCAAUAGAUGAAUUUUUUCCUUUCCUUCGUCUUUGUUAACUGCAUACACACGCCCUGAACUCCAGCAUAUAACAAGUGUAACCAGUUCUGUGAGUGGACUAUGGAUCUCUGGGUUCUCCUCCCGCUUCUGCCUCUCACUGGCUGUGUGGCCUUGGACAAUUUGUGAAACUUCCUUGAGUCAGUUUCCUUUUCUGUAAAAUCGAGACAAUAAAGUAUUACUCAUUACUUAUUGUAAGCAUUAAACGAGAAUAUAUUUAAAUAACUUAGCACAAUGCCUGAUGUAGUUAUGCUGGAACAUGUUUGUUACACAAAUAAUGUAUAAUAUUCAAACCACUAUCUCUUCUUUCAUCAAACAAGAAUAUGUUUUUCUACUCUCUUUAAUAAUAAAACGUAUAUGUCUUAAACAUAUAAUUAAUUGUACUUGGUCAAAAUGGGAAACUGUCUUCCCCAUCACUAUCAAAAAACAAAUUUGUGCUGCUCCCUGCUGUUGUUCUGGCCAA
Equus caballus (horse) is the source of this 7314-nucleotide messenger RNA. It is a transcript of the gene NDST4, whose product is annotated as N-deacetylase and N-sulfotransferase 4. The record is from RefSeq and is a predicted model, not a curated record. Gene Ontology annotation, cellular component: Golgi apparatus. Gene Ontology annotation, molecular function: heparan sulfate N-sulfotransferase activity; deacetylase activity. Lineage: Eukaryota; Metazoa; Chordata; Mammalia; Perissodactyla; Equidae.